AAAGAGGGAGGGAGAGAGAGACGGGCAUUUGGAUCCAAACUUUUUGCGCACACGUAUAGUCUGAAAUUUUGCCUUCAGUUUUUUAAUUUCACCUCCGGAGCUUAGCUGAGCAUGCGCAGCGAAGAGGACCGAUAAGAAGAAAAAGUAAAGGCGCGCUGGAUGUGACUGCCGUAAAUUAUGCGCCUGGAGGUGAUUUACUGACAGGGAAGUUUGCGCCUCCGGGUUGCGGCCAAUGUAUGGUUGAGCCUGGAAGAUAUAAGAUCUGUGAUAUAUUCUGCUCGAGGGGAACCGAUUCACGGCCGUUGUGAUGGACAGCCACAUGUUAACAUGGAUGAUGAUGAUGAUGAUGAUGGUGUGUUCGCAAAACUCCGCACCUGAAGGAGUGCUGAACUGCUGCGAGGGUGACGUCCUCUUUCUGCUGGACUCCUCAGGGAGUGUGACGUCCUACGAGCACGCCCGCAUGCUCUCCUUCCUGUCGGAGCUCCUGCUCCCUUUUUCUCUGGGAAGGGAUCAAGUGAGAGUGGGGCUGCUGCAGGUGGGGACCAAGCCACGCCUGGAAUUUGGCUUCAACAGACACAGUACCCAAAGUGGCCUCCAGGGGGCUUUGACAAACAUCCGACCCCUGAGGGGAGACACCAACACGGUGGAUGCUCUCAAAAUGGCCAAGGAGUGGGUGCUGCGCCCCGGGACGUCUGACGGGGCGAGGGAAGGGCUGCCCAGAGUGCUAGUGUGGUUGACUGAUGGGGUGAAGCCGGGGGACGUGAUUGGACCAAUGGCUGAGCUGCGGGAGGAGGGUGUGGCAGUGCUGGUGGUCUCAACAGGGCACAGCAAUUACAAGGUGCUGAGGGAGGUCGUGACCCCUCCUGUGGAAAAUCACCUGCACUUUGUGGACAUCGAUGACAUGAGCAUCAUCACCAAAGACCUGCGCGAUGCCAUUAUUGAGAUAAUAAAAGCUGAGCGCCUUCACGUACGAGACGUGUCCACCGACUCGGCCUCUCUCCACUGGAGGCCCGUUCUGUCUGGUCUAUCGGGCCACUACGAGAUUCGCUUAGGUGAAAUUUCAACUGGAGGCGGCGGUGGUGGCGGCGGAUCAGGGACCAGUCCGAGCACCAGUGGAAGCCAGUACCAGAGACUGAUCCAGUCCGCGCAGCUGAACAGCGUCAGACUGACUGACCUAAAGCCAGACACCACCUAUUCUGUCAGCCUGAUUCCAGAGUCCAACGAAAUAACAUUUAACACACUCUCCACCACAUUCACAACAAAGCCAGUGGUUGAGAGUCCAGCUGUUGUAACAGUUUCUGAGUCUGGGGAGACCAGUGUUCGGGUGAGCUGGGGCCCUCUUCAGCCAGACACCGUCACGAGUUACUACAUUGAGUACUCCGCCCUGCCCAGGGGCAAUCUCCAGACUGUCACAGUGGGCCGAUCACAGAACUCCACCCUGCUGAGAAAUCUCCUGCCAGGGACAAUAUACCUGGUCACAGUGACUGCCCGGCAUGCCUCAGGAAAGCAGAAAUCGAUGUCAGUUAAAGUUUGCACUCAAGAAGUGACUCCGGCCCUGGAUGACCUCCAGCUCACCACUGUGGGAAGUGCUUCAGUGCAGGUGGACUGGAGGGGCAGCGCGGCUGGUCUGAGAGGCUACUGGCUCACCUGGGAGGGGCAGCAAAGCUCAGCUGCCAACCAACGCUCCUCCCUCUACCUUCCACCCAAUUCUCUGUCCACGCGCCUCACACACCUUCCCCCUUAUGCUAGAGUUUGUGUGUCUCCCAUUUACCGAACGGCAAGGGGGGAUGGACUGUGUUGCACAGCACAGUUUCACUCAGAUGCUUUGGGAUAUGGCUUCCAGUCAUAGCAGCCCUGCGCUGCACGUGCACCUUACCAAAGAAGGAGGGAGGAUAACGGGAAAGAAUGCUGACUGC
Poecilia latipinna (sailfin molly) is the source of this 1916-nucleotide messenger RNA. It is a transcript of the gene vwa1, whose product is annotated as von Willebrand factor A domain containing 1. The transcript has 6 exons. The coding region runs from base 308 to 1849 and encodes 513 amino acids. Lineage: Eukaryota; Metazoa; Chordata; Actinopteri; Cyprinodontiformes; Poeciliidae. The record is from RefSeq and is a predicted model, not a curated record. Gene Ontology annotation, molecular function: protein binding.